AGGAGGAAUCGCGAGCGCGCGAGGCAAAACUUAAAUAGAAAAUAUUUUGUUGGAAUUAAAUAUGAGUAGUCUGUUGAAGCAUCUUGUCUUGCAAAAAAUUCGAGUGCGUUUUAAAUAGUGUUCAUCAGUAACACUUUUGAAAACCGACAAUCAUCAUAUCUUGCCCUGACUGAACAAUGUCUCCCAAAUGUUGGUUGUUCACUUGUUUAGAAUUAUAAUUUAUAUCGUGAGCAUUGUCGUAUAUUGCAUAAGUAACGUACAUUAAAGAAGUGAUCUUCGUGAUGAUGUAUUAACUAGAUGCAUGUAAGUAUGAACGUUGCGGGAGUAAUCGAGCCCAAAGGCAGGCGUGAUAAACACAGUGAGUAUGGUGGCAACUCCCUCACUAGAGCUGAGUGCUGGAUGAUCUCAGCGACGUCCGCAUUCAGUACGCCCCUUCUAUAAUAACCUCGGGCCUGGAGGACGCUCGGUUCGAAUUCGUGAGAGCGCUGAUUUCGGUUUCCAAGAGGCGAGGCGAUAAAAGCGACGUCUUGAGAUGGCGGAAACUGCUCCUGCUCAACCACCAGCUGCGGCUACUUCAGCGCCUAAAAGCCCCAAGAAGAAGCGCGCCGCUCCAAAGGCCAAGAAGGUCGGCCCCAGCGUGUCCGAGCUCAUCCUCAAGGCUCUGGCCAGCAGCAAGGAGAGGAACGGCGUGUCUCUUCCUGCGCUCAAAAAGUCGCUUGCUGCCGGAGGAUACGACGUGGAGAAGAACAAUGCCCGCGUGAAGUUGGCCAUCAAGAAGCUCGUGGCCAAAGACGCCGUGGCGCAAGUGAAGGGCAGCGGCGCGUCUGGCUCUUUCAAACUCAACAAGGAAAAGGCUGCCGCAAAGGCGAAGCCCAAGUCGUCAACGGCAAAGCCCGCAGCUAAAAAGCCCGCGGCAGCCAAGAAGGUGAAGAAGCCCGCGGCAGCCAAGAAGACCGCGCCCAAGAAGUCUCCCAAGAAAGCAAAGAAGCCCGCGGCUGCCAAGGCGGCCAAGAGCCCCAAAAAGGUGAAGUCGGCUGUUAAGCCCAAGAAGGCGGCGAAGAGCCCAGCCAAGCCCAAGGCUGCGAAGCCCAAGGUCGCUAAGCCCAAGACCGUCAAGGCCAAGGCCGCCAAACCCAAGGUGGCCAAGCCCAAGAAGGCCGCGGCCAAGCCCAAGAAGACUGCGCCAAAGAAGUGAAUCCGAUGGGACGACCGACGCUCGAUUCACUCCACCUCAACGGCUCUUUUCAGAGCCACCCACUUCGUUAAAAAAGUGAACCAGAUGCUGCUGCGCUUCAAUUAGUUCAAAUUAACUGUGUAACAUUUCACCCACUCGAUGUGUUUUAAGCAUUGAUGUGAUGGGAGUGAUCGAGCCCGAAAGCAGGGAUCACAAACACAGGCGAGGCGGGUGGCAGCUCCCUCACUCGAACUGAGUGCAGAGUAAUCUCAGCGACGUCAGCAUUCUCGCUGGCGAUUCUAAUCUAAAUCCAGAUUCAAAAUCGAUGCAUUCUUGACGAACCUCCAAUUUUGAUUAUGUGUUGC
Messenger RNA from Lethenteron reissneri (Far Eastern brook lamprey), 1539 nucleotides. Its product is annotated as histone H1.5-like. Gene Ontology annotation, molecular function: structural constituent of chromatin; DNA binding. Gene Ontology annotation, cellular component: nucleosome. Lineage: Eukaryota; Metazoa; Chordata; Hyperoartia; Petromyzontiformes; Petromyzontidae. The record is from RefSeq and is a predicted model, not a curated record. Gene Ontology annotation, biological process: nucleosome assembly.